GAUCUUUUGACAAAAUCCGGCUUCAUCAAAAAAAACUUUGAUACCAUCUUAGCUUUCCGAGAAAUGACAUGGUGUGGUAUUCAAGGAAUAGAAAAAAUAUCAUCCUCAUGCUUUAAAGGUGUAUUUACGGCCGAAUACGUAAAUUCAUCCAGGAAUAAUCAAAGUGAUGAAACCAUUUUUAUAAAGAGAAAUUUAUUCCAAGUUUCUGGUUUUUAUCCGAUUUUUGAAGUUAUAUCUGGACUAACAUUGCUUCAGAUUUCUGAUUCUUGGCUGAAUGCAACGAAUCAGCUUGCUACUGAUGUAAUUAAUUAUAAUGUGCCACCUAUUUCCGUUAUUUGUGGACAUCGAAACGUUGGAAAAUCAACAUUUGCUAGAUAUUUGCUUAACAAUCUGCUUAAUUUCUGUCCUAAGGUCGCCUAUAUUGAAAGCGAUGUUGGACAAUCAGAAUUUACGCCAUCGGGUUCCAUAUCUCUCAAUAUAUUUAAUUCUCCUAUUUUUGGACCGCCAUUUACUCACAUCCAACAACCUUAUAGAUCUUAUUAUAUUGGCAGCAAUACUCCUCUCGACGAUCCCGAUUAUUAUUUGGAUUGUUUACGUGAAUUGGUAAUUGUUUAUCGUCGAGAUAUCGCUUGUGGUCCAGACUUUGGCAUGCAUGCGGGCGAAGAGUUACAACGUAUUCCAUUAAUUUUAAAUACGCACGGGUGGAUAAAAGGAAUGGGAUAUGACCUCUUUCUUCGUAUCCUUGACUUUACUAAGCCAACACAUUUAUUUCAAUUCUACUCAUCAAUUCAUUCAUAUCAAAAUCUUCCACCAUUCCCCACUUCUGUUAUAACUCCUCCAAAUGAAGAUCCACCUAAAAUUGCUUUGGUUGAAGCAAUUGAUCCUUCUAAAGUUUCAACUAAAUAUACAGCUGCAGAUCACCGUACGUUGGCCUUACUUUCUUAUUUUUAUUCUACACCUGCUAUGCUAUCAAAACAAGAAAAUACCAAAUGGUGGCAAUUUGAUAAGCCUUUGAUUCAUCAUUCUCCAUGGUGUUUGGACUGGACCAAAGGACUGACAAAGGGUGUUUUUGUUUUUUCUGGUGAUGUUCCUUGGAGUCAACUUUUGUAUGCUUUAAACGGUUCAAUUGUUGGUUUAGUUGGAAAUAUUCUGGAUGUAGAUGUGAACGAAAGUUGUGAAAUGGUUGAUGAAAUGGUUGAUGAAAAUGCUGAUAAAAUGGUUGAUGAAAUGGUUGAUGAAAAUGCUGAUGAAAUGGUUGAUGAAAUGGUUGAUGAAAAUGCUGAUAAAAUGGUUGAUGAAAUUGCUGAUAAACCAGAAACAUCACAAGAAAAAGGAAGAAAUAUUCAGCCUCCUCGUUAUUUUCCAUGUCCAGACUAUCCACCUCCAGAUCCCUCUGAAUACUUAUUUUUAGGACUUGCUAUUAUACGAUCUAUAGAUCCAGUUGCUCACACCUUUCAUAUUCUAACACCACUUUCAUAUGUAGAGUUACAGAAAACAUGUCUCAUUGUAAAGGGGUCAUUGGACUUACCUACAUGUUUUAUGUUGGAUCAUUCAAACAAUGUUUCAACAGGUGUUUGUGGCGUGCCCUGGAAGAGAGUACCUUAUAUGAAUUUAGAGGCUAGAGAAG
This is a messenger RNA of Racocetra persica, 1627 nucleotides long. The record is from the annotation of a GenBank genome assembly. Lineage: Eukaryota; Fungi; Glomeromycota; Glomeromycetes; Diversisporales; Gigasporaceae.